AUGGAACAUCCUCGUACCUCCACCACCCACUCCCGGCGACCUCCAACAUCUUUCUGCAUUCCCCCUGACGCCCACCGCGACAACCACCACUACUCCUCCACCGCAUACUACGGCGCUGCUGGCAACCUCGGUCACCCUCACUCCCCCUCUCCCAAUACACCCGACAUCACACUGGACUACUAUCAGGACUGCCGCGACCACGAUCCAUCCUCUUCCUCGCCCACAAAGGAAGGCAUUGCUUCGAGACUGUGCAAUUUACCCACAGCUGCAGCAUUGACACGCUCCGGCUCUGUGCUUCAUAGCCGCGCAAAGUCUUGGACCUCCUACGUCUCCAAGCUGAACACGGGCAACAACAACCAGUCCUCGUCGUCUGACAGGUCGCACAAUCGCCAAUCUAACAUCUUCGGCCAUCUCUUCCACGGAGAGUCUGCUCCUGUGCACCUCGGCGUGCCUACAUCCCCCACCAAAGAAAACGAAGAAUCCGAAUUCGUCAUGGAGUACAAGCCAGGCUUCACAGAACGACCUAAUCCUCGUCAUGAACGCAAGACCAGCACCCACAUCUCAGCUCCGACCCCAGCUACCAAGGGAGGAAAACUGUCCUGGUUCAACCGCAAGCAGACCCAACCGGCACCUGCGUCAGACGACACCACCAAAGACGAAAUUCUCACCAUGAACCUCAACACCUCCCUCUUUCCACACGGCCCAGCCGAUCCCCUCUCCCCACAAGCCUUCAACGACCUCCUGCUCAACGCCACCAAUCUCCUCCAUCGCAUGCAAACCGCCUACAAAGAAAAGAUGGACUACAUCGCCUCCAUACAACCCGAAAUCGACGCGCAAAAGGAGGAGGUGGAAGAAGCCCGCACUCGCUCCGAACACCUGAAACUGCAACUGGAAGACAUCGGACGACAACAUCAAGAGCAGAAACAGGUGAAUCGAGAAUUGGUCGAUGCAAUUGCGGAGCAGAAAAUGCAACUUCAAGAAGUCAGAGAACAGAGCAAAACCAUCCGCGUCGUUGGGAAUGAAGACAAUCGUCAGGACGAAGAAGAUGAAGACCAACGGAGGCAGAGAAAACGCGGCUCCGCCGGUAGCGACAGCGGCUUCGAAUCGGAUACCGAAACUUCCUCCCUCUUCAGCACGGGCAUGGAAACACCAAUGUCCCACCGACAACCGAAUUUCUUGCUCACGACACCGGAGAAUCAUCAUUACGACACGAGGCGCUUCUCACAGCAAUCGACUGCUUACUCGAAAGCUUCUUCUUCCUCUUCUUCUACUCAACAACAACCACAGAGAUUGAAUGGAGAUGUGUUGGAGAAGACGCGUUUAAUGGCGGAGAACGAAGCCUUGAGAAUGCGCAUUGAUCAGAUGACGGCGCAAUUUCAGGGUGCGAUUGAUUUCGUCCACGAUGUCACGAGGGGCGUCUAG
Lecanosticta acicola is the source of this 1422-nucleotide messenger RNA. NCBI's taxonomy places the organism in Eukaryota, Fungi, Ascomycota, Dothideomycetes, Mycosphaerellales, Mycosphaerellaceae. The record is from the annotation of a GenBank genome assembly.